UCGAGCCAGGCCUAGAGCGAUGUCCGAGCCAAGCCUGACGGCCAAGUGCACUGCGGAGUUCGUGGGAACCUUCCUGCUGAUCUUCACAGUGGGUUGCAAUGUCCUGGGUGGCAGCCCGACAUGGGCUGGAAUUUCCAUUGCUUUCGUCCUCAUGGUGUGUAUCUAUGCUCUUGGGGGCAUCUCAGGUGCCAACUUCAACCCGGCUGUUUCCGUGACCUUGGGCAUUUCCAAGGCCCUUGGUGGACCUGGUUUUGACUGGAAGCAGGUUGGCAUCUACUCUGCGGUUCAAUGUGCUGGGGGUAUCUCAGCAGCCUUGUGCUACUUCUUGCUCUUCGGCCAAAGUUUCAACUUGGCACCAGCCAAGGGCUUCUCGUGGUACCAUGCAGGCCUUUGCGAGUUGCUGUAUACCUUCAUGCUGACAUUUGUGGUGAUGAAUGUGGCAGCUGCCCAGAAGAACGCAACGGAGAAGAACCAGUACUACGGUAUGGCCAUUGCAUUCACAGUGGUUGCAGGUGCCUACGGCGCGGGUGCUGUGUCCGGUGGCUGCUUCAACCCGGCAGUUGCCCUUGGCAUUGACAUCUCCAGUGCAGGAGUGGGCUUUGGUUGGAGCAUUGUCUACAUUGUCUUUGAGCUGCUUGGUGCUGCCAUGGCUGCCGCAUUCUUCAAGGUGGUGCGCCCUGAAGAUUUCGGUGGAGAGAAGUCGCAGAUCACAGAGCUUGUGAGCGAGUUCCUGGGCACCUACAUGUUGGUGCUCACUGUGGGACUGAACGUGUUGGGCAAGUCCAAAGCUGCCGCCUUCUCCAUUGCUGCCGGCCUCACUUCGAUGAUUUGCGCCCUUGGCGAUGUGAGCGGUGCCCACUUCAAUCCUGCGGUGACCGUGGCCAUUUUGGCAUCUGGCCGUUGCCCUGAGCUCACUCCAGCCAAGGCUGGCACAUAUGCAGGUGUCCAGAUUGCCGGUGGCAUUGCUGCGGCGUUGACUUAUGCCUUCAUCUACCAGGGCGCAACCUUUGGCUUGGGUCCCGUGGGUUUCAGCACUUGGGCUGGGGUCUCUGUGGCUGAGAUCAUCUACACCUUCGUCCUUUGCUUCGUGGUGCUUUGCGUGGCCGUUUCGGAGCGCACCAAGGCCUCUCAUUUAUUUGGCCUGGCCAUUGGCUCCUGCGUGACGGUGGGCGGCUUUGCCAUCGGUGGCAUCUCAGGUGGAUCCUUGAACCCCGCAGUAUCGUUCGGCAUUGCCACAGCAAACCUCAUCAACGGUGGCCUCUUCUACAAGGCUUUGAUCUACACCCUGCUCGAACUUCUUGGUGGUGUUGCUGCUGCCGGAGUUUUCAAGAUCACUCAUGAGGUCGAAACAGCUUUGCCAGAGAGCAAAGACGUGGAUGCCUGAGGGUCUCAAGAUCUGAUGCGAACCUGAUCAGCAGACCCGAAGCCGAUCGGCCUAGCGGUUUAGAUUCGAAGACGUCAAAGCAGUGACACCGCCGCGUCAGAUAGAACGAUGCGCCUGGUCAGUGAAUCCAAUGCUUAACAGCUUAACACAGGUGACUGUUGAGGAACCAAGCAAAGGCAUU
Molecule: messenger RNA, 1565 nt
Organism: Durusdinium trenchii
Lineage: Eukaryota; Dinophyceae; Suessiales; Symbiodiniaceae
Source: the annotation of a GenBank genome assembly